Molecule: messenger RNA, 660 nt
Organism: Apiotrichum porosum
Lineage: Eukaryota; Fungi; Basidiomycota; Tremellomycetes; Trichosporonales; Trichosporonaceae
Exons: 5
Coding region: 1-660 (219 amino acids)
Biological process (GO): vesicle-mediated transport
Cellular component (GO): membrane
Source: RefSeq, a predicted model, not a curated record
AUGUCCCUCCUCCACGCCCUCGUAGCACGCGGGUCCACAGUCCUUGCAGAGAACUCGGUUGGGGACACGCUCCUUAAGCCCGCGGCCAAGAUUACCAUCCUGUCAAAGAUCCCUCCCAACAACUCCAAGCUCACCUAUGUUUGGCAAGACCGUCUGAUUCACUACGUCUCGUCCGACGGUGUCAUCUACCUCGUCAUGGCCGACGACUCUGUCGGUCGCCGCAUGCCAUUCAGUUUUCUGGCAGAGGUUGAGCGGCGCUUUACAGCCACCUACCCUGCCGACACGAUUGUCGCUGCGGGAGACCAUGACCUGGACGAGUUUGAUGCCGAGCUGUCUCGCCUCAUGCACCAGUACCAGACCGCGCCGCCUGCCGACCCCCUGAAGCAAGCACAGACCGACCUGAACAACGUCAAGGACAUUAUGGUCCAGAACAUUGACUCGAUCCUGCAGCGCGGCGAGCGUCUGGAUCUCCUGGUCGACAAGACGGACACUCUGGCGGGCCAGGCGUACGCGUUCCGUCGCGGUGCGCGCGCCGUUCGCCGCCAGCAGUGGUGGAAGAACACACGCAUCACCAUCCUCACCGGUUUUGUUUGCUUCCUCAUCGUCUACCUCCUCAUUGCCCAGUUCUGCGGUAUCUCCCUCUCACACUGCCGCAGUUAA